Messenger RNA from Striga asiatica, 300 nucleotides. Lineage: Eukaryota; Viridiplantae; Streptophyta; Magnoliopsida; Lamiales; Orobanchaceae. The record is from the annotation of a GenBank genome assembly.
AUGCUGGCAUUUCUAGAGCAUGGUGAAAUUGAGGAGGGUGCAGUAAUUUAUGACAAGGUAACGGCAAAGUCACAUGGUUAUGGGUUCAUUACCUAUAAAGAUAUGAAGUCAGCUCAGCUAGCUUUAAGGGCGCCUAGCAAGAUGAUUGAUUGGCUUCGGAUUCGUCACUUAGAGGACUGUCGUGGCUGCAAAAAAGCAAUUGAUGACCCGCAAAAGAUGCUUGGAGUGAGGAAAUUUGAUUUUUCAUCUUCCAUUGGUAUAAAGAAUGAUUCUAUAACCAAGACUACAGCCGAGGCUUAG